AUGCAAUUCAUUUAUGUUUUACCUGGGUGGGAAGGUUCUGCAGCUGAUGGUAGAAUACUCAGAGAUGCCAUUAGUAGAAGAAAUGGUUUAAAUGUUCCACAAGGGUGUUACUACUUAAUUGAUGUUGGAUACACGAAUGGAGAGGGAUUUCUUGCACCAUAUAGAGGUCAAAGAUACCACUUGAAUGAUUGGAGAGAAGGACACCAACCUACCACCCCUCAAGAAUAUUUCAACAUGAAACAUUCUCAAGCUAGGAAUUGCAUUGAGAGAUGCUUUGGCAUAUUGAAAGCGAGAUGGGCAAUUUUAAGGGAAAAAUCAUUUUAUCCAGUGAAAACACAAUGUAGACUCAUUUCAGCUUGUUGUCUUCUCCAUAAUUUCAUAAGAUCUGAGAUGCCAAUCGAUCCUAUUGAAUCUGACUAUACUGAAGAUAGUAGGCAUGUUGAAGAGAUUAAUGAAGUAGAAAUGAUCAGACAUUGUGAGCCAAGCAGUGCUUGGAAUGAGUGGAGAGACAAAUUAGCAGAAGAUAUGUUUACUAGUUGGUUGACGUCACGUACUUUAGGAUAG
Molecule: messenger RNA, 564 nt
Organism: Hibiscus syriacus
Lineage: Eukaryota; Viridiplantae; Streptophyta; Magnoliopsida; Malvales; Malvaceae
Product: protein ALP1-like
Exons: 2
Coding region: 1-564 (187 amino acids)
Source: RefSeq, a predicted model, not a curated record